This is a messenger RNA of Oncorhynchus kisutch (coho salmon), 1933 nucleotides long. Its product is annotated as ORM1-like protein 2. The record is from RefSeq and is a predicted model, not a curated record. Gene Ontology annotation, cellular component: endoplasmic reticulum membrane. NCBI's taxonomy places the organism in Eukaryota, Metazoa, Chordata, Actinopteri, Salmoniformes, Salmonidae. The transcript is spliced from 4 exons. The coding region runs from base 324 to 788 and encodes 154 amino acids.
AUACAAAGAACAGCAUACAAACAACAAAUGGAUAGCAUACGAUCAUAGAUUAAUUUGACUACACAAGUUUACAAACUAUUACAAUGGCAAAGUCACAAUAAUCACAAGAAUGGCUUCAGAUCAAAGUCUACGUUGAGACCGAAGGGCGCAAGGGUCUUUAAGUUAAAGAUCCAGGCAGCCUCUCGUUUAACAACAAAUUAUCAAGGUCACCCCCUCUCCUAGGGAGGGUGACAUGUUCGAUGCCAAUAUAACGCAGAGACGAAAUCGAGUGGCCUGCCUCGAAGAAGUGGGCCGCAACUGGAUAAGUAAAGUUUUUACACCUAAUGAUGAAUGUGGGCGUGGCUCACAGUGAGGUAAACCCCAACACGAGGGUGAUGAACAGCAGAGGGAUCUGGCUGGCCUACCUGUUGUUGGUCACCGUGCUGCACGUCGUCCUGUUGAGCAUCCCUGUCCUCACGGUGCCUCUUGUCUGGACCCUCACAAAUGUCAUCCAUAAUUUGGUGAUGUACUUAUUUCUGCACACGGUAAAGGGCACUCCUUUUGAGACACCGGACCAGGGCAAAGCUCGCCUACUCACACACUGGGAACAGAUGGACUACGGCAUUCAGUUUACAUCCUCACGCAAAUUCCUCACCAUCUCACCCAUUGUGCUGUAUAUUCUUGCCAGUUUCUACACCAAGUACGAUGCCACACAUUUCCUGGUCAAUACAGGCUCUCUCCUCAGCGUCCUCCUUCCAAAGCUGCCCCUGUUCCAUGGAGUACGAAUAUUUGGGAUCAAUAGGUAUUGACUAACACAGGUGGAUAAUAUCAGAGUUUUAUUCUAUUUAUGUGUACUUUACUUGUGAGGUCCAGAGGCGGAAGUGAAUAAGAAAUGUUUGGUAACUUUAUGAGCUGUUUGAAGGGCAUUGUUGUUUUUAUUGCACAGUUCAUUUUCGCUCUGUGACUAAAAACAAAGAACCAAAAUGCACUGAACGCCAAGCUAUAUGAUUAAGAGUUACUGAGUGCCUCUUCUUUAUUUCAUUUAAUUUAUUUUCGUUAUAUGACAUUCAUGAUGUAUGUGUGCAAUGUGCUUGUAUCCUCAAACCAUUACUUUCUCUUUUUGUCAGAUGACAUGUUGUUUUCUAGAAAGAGCUAUAUUGUGAACGUCAUCACCUUCAAACCUAAGUCUUUAUAGGAUGACUUGUAUAUGUCCACACAUUGGAAUGUGUGAUUACAUAGUUUAGGAUAGUGGCAUCCAUAUAAAUAUAAUGUUGGAUGCCAUACAAAUUGAAUGUUGCCAGUCUUCGCAGUGCCUUAAAUGUUUCACUUGGCUGAUACAUUUUUUCCAUUUAGUUUGGUAACAAUCAAUCCAUGUGAUGACUCUUAUUGGAGGUCAAUUUCCAUGUGAGCAUUCUCAAAAAAUUAUGUCUAAUAAUAAACUUUCAAUAUCAGGAUUGAUUUGUCAGUGUAAAUCUAAAUACUUUGUCUUUGUAUGUAAAUUUUGGGUACAUCCCAGGGCAUACAUCAUUGUCAUUUUGUGUACAAACACAAGUGCAGCAAAUUAAUAGAUACACCCAAGACAAAGAAAAUGUUGCAUUGAUUGUUCUCAUCUAAUUCCAUAAUGCUCCAAGUGUGAAACCUAAGGGGAGUGUUCAGCAGUGAGUGACAACAGCAGCACAGGAGUAAAGUGACGUUGCAGGGGACUGAGGGGUCGGACCAUCAUGUAAAUUCUCAGAUUACCUGUGUCGGUGUGGCUGUGAGGAUUCUGGGAAACUCCACACACUUUAUAUGAGGCCUGUGUGGAGGGAUAUACCAAUUCCUAUGAUGUGCUGAUAGACUGGAGGGAUGCCAUCAAUAUAAUGCGUUGUCAUCCCUACUUCCUCUGAUCUGGCGGACUUAACACAAAUACUGUGUUUGUAAAUUAUGUCUGAGUGUUGGAGUGUGCCCGUCUGUA